GGCCCCAAUGGCGGGGUCGGGCGGUGGCGCUCCAAAACUCAAGCUCGACCACCGCCACAACCCAAAGAUGGCUUCAAGCAGGGGGACUACCUGAAGAAGCAAGCCCAGAGCAGCGAAAGCGGUGGCAGGAGGUACGCAACUGCCUUGCCGAGCACGCGGCAAAGAAGCAGAAACGUUCCUAGCGUGCCCAACAAGAGGAAGCGGAAGCCCAUGCACCACACAGUGACGCUGUGGACGUACAAUGGAUCGGGCUGGGGCACCAUCAAAGAAAUUAUCGCGGAGGAGAUGCAGGGUUUGCAGUGCUACGCAGUGCAGGAGCAUCACCUCACCACCGAGAAGCUUGCUGUGGUCACGCAGAGCAUGAAAGCCCAAGGGCGCCAGUUGGGUGGCGCAGCGGCCGUGGCAACGACGGGGCCCAGCGGCGAGGCAGGUACUUCGGCUAGGGUGGCCAUAGCAGUGCCUAAGCGAGUUGGGAUGCCGUAUCUGGACGGCAAGGACGGCUGGGAGAUCUCGCCAAGGAGCAGCCCUGGCGGGGCCGCAGCAGCGCGGUUGGCGGUCGGCAAAGGAGUUGUGCUGGCAACCGUGUACUUGUGGACGGCUGAAGGCAUGACAUACCAGUAUACGCAGCUUAUCACGCAUAUGAUCGGGAAGUUGCAGAAUGUCAUGGCACAGGCCGAGAGCGUGAAGGCGGCAAGGACUACGGCUGUUACGGCCAACGCUGUGUGCGGUACGUGUCGGCAUGCGUACGGUUGCAGCGAGAUCGACUACUUCCUGGUGGCAGACGCGGUCGUGGCGCAGAUCCAGCACGUUGCGGUUCAGGAGACGUGGCCGGCGGCGCCGCACACAUCCGGGGGGCUGACGAUCAAGCUGAAGGCGGUUGAGCGGAUGAUCAGGGUGCUGGAGAAACCCAAGGCGCUGCCUGAAGUUCAGGUAGGGUGCGCGCCAGAACCUCCGAGAUACGAGGAAGUGAAGCAGUUCAGAACGCAGGAUGAGGCGAACCAGGAGUGGGCAAAGUACAUGCUAGCGCUCGAGAAAGAGGCCUUCCAGAUGCGAGGCAUGCACUGGGACCAUAGCGACCCACGCGCAGGGAGGGCCGAGGAGCCGAAGUGGCGAGUGAAGGCGUUCAACUUCGGAGGCGGGAAUGUGCCGACGGCGGCGAGGGCAGCCACCUGGUGGAGAUGGAUCACCGGGUCAAUGCAUGGCAUGCAAGGGGCGCACCAGAGAUGGCGACUAGCGAAGGAUUGCGAGCAAAUCCAGAAGCGAGGGCGCGUGGUCGCGGAGCUGGAGAGGCUCUUCAGAAUGAGGCCCAGGCGAAAGAAGCACAUCGGCGCGAAGGACCAGGGCGCCAGGCAGGCCAGGUGCGACAUGAUCGCCACAGGCCAGCUGCGAGAGGUGAGCAGGAAGGAGAUCCUCCAGUGCUGGACGCAGGAGGCCGAGUGCAGGAUGAAGGAGGUUGACCAGCAGCUCCCAGAGGACAGGAAGGCAGAGUGGGCUGACAAGCUGGAGGUUGCAGCGGCUGGGGCGGCAGGAGGGCUUCACAAGCUCAGCAAGGCGGCGGUUGUCUGGCGGCCCAGGUGA
Prorocentrum cordatum is the source of this 1578-nucleotide messenger RNA. Lineage: Eukaryota; Dinophyceae; Prorocentrales; Prorocentraceae. The record is from the annotation of a GenBank genome assembly.